GUUGGAGCGUGAGUGUCACGAGUGUCCACAGAGUGGAAUCAUGGCGAUGCGAUGAGCAGGUCAGCGAUCUCGUCGCGAGGCGACUAGGAAGGCAGAGUCAUGCAUCCAGACGUCAAAGCUGCCACCGAAUCGGAAUGCUCACGCCUUUCCCCCUCUCCCCUCCCCCCCGCCCCUCGCCUCAUCAGCGGUAUCGCAGCUCAGCUCCUCCGCCGGUCAGGCUCGAGUACCGACCCCACCGGUGGCAAGUGGGUCCGCGGAGGCUUCCAAGCCAAGAUGGACCGCAAAGAGGCAGCACAGAUCCUUGGUCUGAGGGAGACGGCCUUGACCCGCGCGAGGAUCAAGGAGGCACACAGGCGGAUGAUGAUUGCCAAUCACCCGGAUAGAGGAGGGGCACCUUACCUUGCUAGCAAGGUGAAUGAGGCCAAGGAUUUGCUCGAUAGGGUGGUCAAUAAGUAAGAUGGGAGGAGUGGGAGCGAAGAGAGGGGGGAAAAAGGGAGGACGCGCGAGGAGACAGGGCACUGCGAAGGCCAUUACCCAUUGUACCACCAUUGAGUAGCAACCGAAAGAUAGCUUCACCAUUGAGGCCGAAGAUG
Messenger RNA from Jaminaea rosea, 593 nucleotides. RefSeq lists its product as hypothetical. Gene Ontology annotation, cellular component: PAM complex, Tim23 associated import motor. The record is from RefSeq and is a predicted model, not a curated record. Bases 100 to 456 code for a protein of 118 amino acids. Gene Ontology annotation, molecular function: ATPase activator activity. Gene Ontology annotation, biological process: protein import into mitochondrial matrix. The transcript has a single exon. Lineage: Eukaryota; Fungi; Basidiomycota; Exobasidiomycetes; Microstromatales.